Otolemur garnettii (small-eared galago) is the source of this 1074-nucleotide messenger RNA. RefSeq names its product protein tyrosine phosphatase, mitochondrial 1 (gene PTPMT1). Gene Ontology annotation, biological process: protein dephosphorylation. The transcript has 4 exons. The record is from RefSeq and is a predicted model, not a curated record. Gene Ontology annotation, molecular function: phosphatidylglycerophosphatase activity; phosphatidylinositol-4,5-bisphosphate 5-phosphatase activity; protein tyrosine/serine/threonine phosphatase activity. NCBI's taxonomy places the organism in Eukaryota, Metazoa, Chordata, Mammalia, Primates, Galagidae. Bases 124 to 933 code for a protein of 269 amino acids.
GAUCACAGUUUCACCCGCGGCUGGCUCACAGGCCUCUGGCCCAGGACGCCCCCUCCCACGGCCUGGGUCCCAGUUUCCCGCCAAGGUCCCUCCUCCGAGAUCCGUGGCUCCUCCUCCGGAGCCAUGGUGCCCUCCCCGGGGGCUCCAGACCUUUCCCGGGAAUGCCCCGAGCCCAGAGUCUCGGCGCCCACGCAGACCUCGUCGCUUUUGCGGGAGCCCUCGGACAGCUCGCAGCCCUCCUCCUCGACCACCUGCCAGGUCUUCUCGCGGCCGCGGAUCGCGAGCUCCGGGGAAGACCGGUCGUCACUGCGCCAGGCCGGGUGGGGCGGGAUGGCGACCGCCGCGUUGCUGGAGGCCGGCCUGGCCCGGGUGCUCUUCUACCCCACUCUGCUCUACACGCUGUUACGCGGGAAGAUGCCGGGCCGGGGGCACCGCGACUGGUACCACCGCAUCGAUUCCACGGUGUUGCUGGGCGCGCUGCCGUUGCGGAACAUGACGCGCCAGCUGGUACAGGACGAGAACGUGCGCGCGGUGAUCACCAUGAACGAGGAGUAUGAAACGAGGUUCCUGUGCAACUCCUCACAGGAAUGGAAAAAAGCAGGAGUUGAGCAGCUGCGGCUUAGCACAGUAGAUAUGACUGGGAUUCCCACCUUGACCAACCUCCAGAAAGGAGUCCAGUUUGCUCUUGAGUACCAGUCGUUGGGCCAGUGUGUCUACGUGCAUUGUAAGGCUGGGCGCUCUAGGAGCGCUACUAUGGUGGCAGCAUAUCUGAUUCAGGUGCACAACUGGAGUCCAGAAGAGGCUGUAAAAGCCAUCAGCGAGAUCCGGUCACACAUCCACAUCAGACCUGGUCAAUUGGAUGUUCUAAAAGAGUUCUACAAGAUUACUGUAGGGGCAGCCAAGGAUGAGACACGUGACAUAUCAAAAACAUGAAUUACGUGGAUUAGAAAGAACUCAAUGUGAUGUGAAUCCCCUGGUCAGGAAAAAGAAGAAGGAAGACAACUCUGCUUCAUAUAGAAUAAAAAAUUUUAACAGGACCUAAGGGCCUUAGGUCCAAACUUGACAUAACAGAAA